AUGUGCUUUUUGCCUUACCCGGUGCCCAAGCCUAGGAAUAAAGCAAAGAAACCAACGAUCGUGAAGAAGACCACAGGUGGCGGCACUUUUCAAGGAGGAUAUAAAACAGCGGACGAAGCGAUCAACCAAACACCGACAAUGUCCUACAACCCAAGAGCAACACCCCCCCCACAUUGGUAUUACACUCCGUAUAGCAUGGAGCAACGCCUCGAAAUGGAUGAACCCAAUUAUGUUACAAGAUCCCAGUGGGCUUCUCACUGCGAAGCACUAAAGGGGACUCACGAUAUAGCGAGAGAGAAUGGGAAUAGGAUGAACGAUAUGAAACUACUAGUUUCUGGUGGAAUUGCAGAAGCCCGAGAUGCAGUUAUUAGCACCCAAAACACUGUUAAAGGUGCCCACGAAAGUGUAAAGAAUACCCAUACGGCAGUUCAGGGCGUCCAGGAUACAUUGAAACAAGCUUGUGAUACGAUCAACAAGAACCAUGUCGAACAGAUUAGCAAACAAGAUAGCUGUACCGCCGAGAUUACUAAACUCCGGGCAUUGAUGGAAGAUGAUGCAAAAAGACGGGAUGAAGCACACCAGAGACAACAGGCAAGGCAGGAAGCGUAUAACCAUGCUUAUAAUUACUUCCAGCAUAUCAAUCGAGAUGCAGAAUUAAGGUCACCAGGAGUGGAUGCCCGGACCCAGCCAAGCACUACAGAAAGUGGUAGAACCAACGCGUCACAGCGAGCUCGGGGAUACCGCCGGGUUCCGGAUGAGACUGAAAGGCGACAGCAUCGAGACGAUGAUGACGACGACAAUAUCAAGCGAGUUGUUGAAGGGUUGUUCGGCGAAGGAUACCAGGAAGAUACUUAUCCGCAUCACGGGAACCAUUUCCAUUUUCACGGUUGUCUCCCGCUUCACAUCGAUGACUACACCGGUUGGCCUACUUGGACAGGAGGUCCCCCAGGUUGGGACUACUAUGGCGAGACUGAUGGGUUUAGAGGACGCGUCCUUCCGAGAACCCCGCCCCGACCGGUUAGACGAGGACGAGGGUGGCCGCGGCCUUAG
Hypoxylon trugodes is the source of this 1050-nucleotide messenger RNA. RefSeq lists its product as uncharacterized. The transcript has a single exon. The coding region runs from base 1 to 1050 and encodes 349 amino acids. NCBI's taxonomy places the organism in Eukaryota, Fungi, Ascomycota, Sordariomycetes, Xylariales, Hypoxylaceae. The record is from RefSeq and is a predicted model, not a curated record.